AUGAAAAGAUGUUAUACAGUUGAAACUAAACAUACAGUGACGUACGAAUGGAAAAUAAAUAGUAUAAGUUUGUAUUUACAACCUAAAAGUAAUGAUGAGGGUGAAAAUAUAAAAUUCAAAUCUUCUUCAUUUUCAACAAGCGCUGGUGUAAGAGACUUAUGGAAGUUACAUCUUAAUUUUAAUCACAAUGUACAAUCAGUAAAUAAAGGCUUCGUGUCAAUGUAUUUACAAUCUUUGAUAAAUGAUUGUAAAAUUCAAACAGAAUUUACAUUUUAUGUUUUGAACAAUAAAAAAGAAAAGACUAAUGCUGAAACUUUGAAACUGUUAUUUGAAAGCAAUAAAACUUGCCAUGGGAUUCCGGAUUUUAUAGUGAAAGAAGAGCUACUGUUAAAUAAAAGAUUACUUACACCUCAUGACACCUUGACAGUUGGUGUUGAAUUGGUAAUAUUUGAUAAUACCCUCGAUAUUCCAAUAAAGAAAUCAACUAAUCUAAUGGCUCAGGAUUAUAAGCAGCUUCUUGAUAAUAAAAUCGGCAGUGACAUUGUCCUAGCAGUGGGUGACCAAAAGUUCGAAGCUCAUAAGUCGAUUUUGAUGGCCCGUAGUCCAGUUUUUCUAGCGAUGUUCACUAAUAACAUGAAAGAAAGCAGAGAAAGUGAAAUAACUAUACCAGAUAUCGAGCCUCAUAUAUUUAAAAAAAUAUUAUAUUCAAUUUACACUGAUGAAGUGACUGAAUUAGAUGAAAAUGCUGAGGAUUUGCUUGAAGCUGCUGAUCGUUUUCAGUUACUGUCACUUAAAGAAAUGUGCGAAAAAUCUCUUUGCAAUUCUGUGACUAUUGAAAGAGCGAUUACGAUUUUAACAUUGGCAGAACGACACAACGCAAAGCAAUUGAUAGAUUUUGUAGCUGAUUUUAUAAUAAUAUAA
Molecule: messenger RNA, 921 nt
Organism: Microplitis demolitor
Lineage: Eukaryota; Metazoa; Arthropoda; Insecta; Hymenoptera; Braconidae
Product: speckle-type POZ protein-like
Exons: 1
Coding region: 1-921 (306 amino acids)
Biological process (GO): regulation of proteolysis; proteasome-mediated ubiquitin-dependent protein catabolic process
Cellular component (GO): cytoplasm
Molecular function (GO): ubiquitin protein ligase binding
Source: RefSeq, a predicted model, not a curated record